This is a messenger RNA of Pelagomonas calceolata, 1278 nucleotides long. Lineage: Eukaryota; Pelagophyceae; Pelagomonadales; Pelagomonadaceae. The record is from the annotation of a GenBank genome assembly.
UUUUGCCAAAAGGCUGCCCCGCAGCCCAACGCAUGGCCGCCUGGGCGACGGACGCGUGACCUGGACGCCAACCGAGGCUACCGACGGACUGCGGGCAGCCUCGACGCCACCGAGGCGAGCCCAAACCAACAGCCACCACGGCGCUCGCGAAGGAAGCCGAGGCCGUGGCGCGCUGCCAGGAAUUGAUUGGAGAAGAACCGAUCCACGACCCUCUCAAAACUUUCCGCAACCAGCAAUCGACUCUUGGAUUGAGCAAGAAGGCGAUGACGGCCAAGACCCAUCGCACCCAUAAGGAGGUCGACCCCGGCACGCAGUCGCUCAUAGACCGCAUCGCUGACGACUCUUCGUUGAAAGCGCCGCCUAUGCCGAAAAGGCCCAAUCUCAAGUCGGGCACCACCAAAAGCAAGCUCCAGGCGCUGUCGAGAUAUAUUCAUGCGUUCGAGUAUAACCAUACGGGCAAGUCGUAUUUCAAGAUGAGCCGCGACCGGGGGCUGAAACAUGUGCACUUCACGGCCCGGGAAAUUAUUCGCGAGGCGUUACCUAUCCAGUGCGUGGAGGCCGUGUUCCUGGCGGUGCAUUUGACUGCAGAGUUGGAGUGUCUGGAUCUGCGAGUGCCGCUAUCGUUCAAGUCGAAAUGCGGCGAAGCGCAUUAUAGACAUAUUGUAUUGGCUGUACGGGACGCUUCGACGGGCAAGUGGGGCUCGUUAGGUAUCUCUCGAAGAAAAGUAUUAGCUUUCAAGGAGCCCACCUUCGAGAGUUUGUCAACUCUAGUAUUAGAUUUCCAGCUCUCCUACAAGCAGUGCGACCACGACCUCGUCAAGGUUUAUCUCGGGCUGCCCUUCCCGUCAGGGUUACAUUCCGUCGACCCCAUAAAAUGGAGAGUACUGAAACAGGAGUUAACUGAUGAGUGGGCGAAAAAAGUCGACAAGUACUCGAAGGACUGCAACUGGGUCCGCGAGUACCAUUUGUCGACCGGUGGGCUCCCGGAGCCCUACAACGGUACCACUAAGGAGCCGAAGGCGGCCGUGCCAAAGAACAAGAAGCGUCGGAGGAAGAAAAAGAAGAAGAAGGCUGUUGACGAGCCGGCGGACGAGGAGUACGACCCGGAGAAGUACACGGAAGAUGACGAGGUCCUCGGCAGCGACAGCGAGGACGAGAGCGGCUGCGAGAGCGACGGGGCCGUCGUGGCGAGCGACGGCGGCGAGGAGUCUUGAAUCUCCGACGCGGCGGCCGCGGCGACGGCGUGGGGGGCGGCGCGCUAAGUUUUAGUUUGUGUUA